Molecule: messenger RNA, 2835 nt
Organism: Fonsecaea multimorphosa CBS 102226
Lineage: Eukaryota; Fungi; Ascomycota; Eurotiomycetes; Chaetothyriales; Herpotrichiellaceae
Exons: 4
Coding region: 1-2835 (944 amino acids)
Biological process (GO): regulation of transcription by RNA polymerase II
Cellular component (GO): mediator complex
Molecular function (GO): transcription coregulator activity
Source: RefSeq, a predicted model, not a curated record
AUGACAGUUUCAAGGUGGCUCACUUUAGCUCGCCAAUGUCUUCUUCGUCGAAUCUCUGUACAACGUUUCGGCGACUUGUUGCGGAACCACGAUAGCGACAUCGAUGGCAAGCGAUUAUUUGGAGCCUUUGUUGAGUGUCGCGAAUCUUUUUGCCAGCCGGGGGAUCCUCUUAUCUCACUCUAUAUCGACUACAUUGUAGUCAGUGGCAUCAUUGUCAUUUCUGACGGGCUGCUUAUCCUCACAAAACGAUGGAAUGACACAAAACUUCCAGCAUCACAACAUACUCUUGCAUGCUACAAUGACACCCUGCAAGAUCUGACCAUGGUGAUUGUCUCGCCAAAAUAUCAAGCGAGUGCGUCUGAAGCACGCCUGGCUCUACAGAUCUCAUCAAGAUGGCUCUCUGCUUUAGCACGGCAGGCAUCACGAGGAGAUUCCGAACCGUCAGGACCGGAGCUCAACAGUACCGUCGAAAUCCUCGCCUUUCUCAUGGCGUCUAUUGCCGCAACUGACGCCGGACUCGAGGCUUUGUCACCAGCCGAGAGCCAAAAGCAGACGAUAAAGCAUGGGUCUGUUAACGACUUGCGGACUUCGGUGAAACAAGCAUUUGAGCUCUGCCUACCGCUAUAUUCCAUGCUCUCUUCCCAGCUCAUGGAGCGGAUAAAUACGGUCUUGAAACAUAUCAACCUUCUGGAUGCAGGCUCCUCGCAACCGGGCAAUGCACCAGCCCCAACAUCCGAGAUUCAAGCGCUCCAAUUCCAAGUCACUAUCGCAGAUAGUCAGCUAGUGGCUUCCAGAGCCGGCACAAUGCUGUAUCUCGAAGGCCUCCUCUUCACGGGUUCGACGAUUGACGACGGCGGGACAGUACAUUGGCUUUCUUCGCGCCACCAGAAUGAAUACCAGUCAAUGUUCAGCGACGUUUUUACGUCCUCGUUCUCGAUUUUGAAAACCCAGGCAGCCACGCCGGGAAGAACUUUGUGCAUGCAGCAGUGUCAAAUCUUUAUCCAGAACAAACUUCCGGCGCUUCUAUAUCUGAUAUCGGCUUCUUCAUUCAAUAGCUUUAACACCGAGCAAGCCAUAACCGACGCAUGGCAUCAGGUAGUGCCACUACUCUCGUCACAAGACCUUCUUUUGGUCGGCGCCAGGCUUCUACAUGUCUGUACUCUACACCACCUGAUACCGGCACAGAUCGCUGCGCAGCUCGUUGGAAACGAUGAUCUGCUGAAAGGAUUGAGUAGGGGAUUAUAUGGUAAGGAUGACCUUGUGGCUCAAGUCAAUGCGAAUCAUACCAGAGGACCCAAACUUGUGGAGGAACUAACCCGCAGCGAUGGAAGUGCGGGCUAUAUUAGUCAGGCUGUGGUUGAGAUCAUGCACACAUAUUGCCAGAACAAGGAGACGCAGUAUCUCAAAGAUCUCGCCAAUGCUAUCAUACGCAGGCCUAGCGCCAUCAACUGCAUUGCUCUAUUCGUUCGACCUGCCUUCUUCCUCGGCCCACUCUGUAGCCUUUUAGACGAGUGGCGGUGGGAAGAAAUACACGGGGAGGCACAACCAGUAUACGACGAUUUCGGAGCCAUUUUCCUCCUGAUUUUGGUUAGUAGGGGACGUUUGGGGCUGUCAAACUCAAGCUUGGGUAUUCGCAAGAAGGAUGGGUUCCUAGCUCAAUAUUUGGAGCGUGAGAACGAUGAAGAAAGCUUGGAGAACCUCUCUGAAGAGAGAAAAUCACAUCUAGGGAACUGGAUCAAUGCUCUUUACCUUGCCGAGGGUCUUAGCGACGAACUGUUUACUAAUUGUAGUCCGCACGACUUCUAUCUCCUGAUUCCCACCCUCCUCCGACAAUCGAUGACGGUUCACCAGCAAGGAAAGCUAACUCAUGACUCUUUACAAGCGGGCUUGGAUUAUCUACUUGAGCCUUUCUUGCUGCCUUCCUUGAUAUCCGCCAUGAACUGGGUCGCGGAGGUCUUCCAGAAUGAGCGCAUGGUUGCUGGGAAAGUGUUGGAGGCUCUGAUCAAACCGCCAGGAUCGCCAGAGUCUCGAGACAUUCACCACACUAUAAUGGCACUGUGUGCACCAAAGCUGAAGAUGCACCUCAAGGCCGUCGAAGCACAAGAUAACAAUGUCGACUCAAUCCUCAAGACCCUGGACCAGUGUCCUGACUUUUCCUUCUUUUCAGAGCGAGAACGAGAGACUCCUGGUCCAGGGGUCCUCAACAUACUGCAACAUAGCCUAGUAGCACUCAUUACAGAGACUGCCGCUUUGGAUACUGGGGACGCCGCGCCUUUUGGGGACAUUUUUGCGCUUGUGAGCCGUGCCGUGGAAGUUCGGGGCCCACCCGCGACCCUGCGGGCCAUAGUUGGGGUGCUCGUGCAAUUGAGCGACAAUCAUGCGUUUCUUGACGCCCUUGAUACACUCACCACCACAGUGUGUAUGGCUGGGAAUGGUCUUCGUGACGCCUUGCGCCUACAAUACCACAACCUCGGGAGUCUCUUGAAGAGUGGAGAGACGUUAAUUGCCGAAGGGGUGGUCCGGUUACAUCGACAGGUCGAAACAUACACAAAUCUUCUUGCCGUGCCGGAAAUGAGCUUGGACUCAUUCAACUUCACCCAGCAACUUACAAACAUGGACACAGCGAAUGCCAACCUCGAUGCCGCUACUGCUGUGUCGGGUGGACUGGACAUGCAGACGGAACAGGGACAAGCCGAUGGAAUCGACCAAGUGCUUGAUGAAGUCGCUGCCAUGGGAAACUUGGACUCCAACGACGCGGAUAUGAGCUUUGAUGCUCUUUAUGGCCUCCCAGAGAACGACAUGGAUCUCGGUGACUUGGAUUUGGAUAUGUUCUGA